CCAAGCCGAGGCCUAGAGCCCGGAACCGAGGGGGGCCGAAGUCGUCCGAAGUGCGGAGCCGAGUCUGCCCGAAAUGUUCCGAGGCCGCACGAGGGCUUUCGUGAGGCUCUGCGCUAGCCCUCCUCAGCGCCUAUGAGGCCGCGCGGGCCGCGGCCCCAGCCAACUGUGAGGACGACUCUCGCCGGCCUCCGACGCAGCGUGACCCGGCCAAGAGAACCUGGUGCCGCAGACUCCGUUCGCCCCCGCCUCCAGCACGAGCCGAGUCCUCCCGAGGUGGAGCCGAGCGGUGCCGAACGCUCCCGAGCCUUGAUCCUUACGAGCCUCGGCUCUCCGCCUCCUCCUGUCCGAAAGUGCCCGAGCGCUGUCGGACAGACUAAUCGGGCCUCGGCCACGGUUCGGAAGCAAUUCCCGAAACGCGGCGCCGUCGAGCCGCUUCGGGAGCAGAAGCGAAAAUGGCCGAAGGGACGCCGCUCGCGUCCGGGACCGAGAGGCUGCCGGGAUCGAGGCGGGCUCGGCGGGCGGGACGGGGCGGAGUCCGGGGGCAAGAUGGCGGCCUCGCGGCGAGGGAGAGCCUCCUCUGCGGUGCUCUCGUCCGUCCCUCUGCAGGCGCUGCUUUAUCUGAGGGGAACGUAUUUUGCCCUUUAUUUCCUGGCUACACUCCUGAUGGUCAUGUAUAAAAGUAAGUCACACUCAGAAGGCAGCUUGCAGGCACAGGUGCCCUGCCUCCUGCGACCAGCUCCACUCUGUUCUCCAGGUCAGGUUUUCACUUACCCUCACGGUUACCUGGUCCUUGACCUGGCUCUGCUGUCUCUGAUGGGGAUUCUGGAAGCAGCUCAGUUAUACCUGGGUGCCAAGGGCAACCUGCUGGAGGCUGAGGCCCCGCUGGCCGCCAGCCUGGUCCUCACGCUGGGCGACGCCCUGCUGACGGUCUACUUCCUGCUCUGGCAGACACUGGUGCUGCGGGCGGACUCGGUCCUCAGUGCCACGCUCCUGGCACUGCACAGCCUGGAGGCCGUCCUGCAGGUGGUGGCAAUCGCAGCCUUUGUCAGCUAAAUGGGCGGUGCCCAGGCCCCCAGGACAGCCCUGGACAGGCGCCUCCUCCUGAGAGCUAGACUGUCCCCCAGCCAUCACCUCCCUUGCCGCUGACCCGCUGACCUGCUGACUUUCCGUGGUGUCAGAAGCUCAGGUGGUGUGGGUAGUCUGUAGAUCUUCGGUGGAGGUGGGGCCUGGAACCAGGCAGAAGAGGGCGCUGGGGCCGGGGGCUGGGCACUGCAGGAGCUAGGAUGGGGCUGUCUCCGAGGGGAAUCACAGGGACAGGUGUGCAGCCCCCGCCUUUGGCUGGUGAGGCCCUCACUUCAGCUGCUACCCCGACCCGUGAGGACAAGGGACAGGGCCCUGCUGAAAGCAGGAAGCCAGGCUGGUGCCUCUGGGGGUCUGGCCACCUCCCUCGGGCUUGGGGUUGGAGGUCCCUGCUCUCUGGGGUCGGGCGUGGAGCUUCGGGACAGCGGUAGGGGACAGUGGCCCUCCACCAUCUGCAGGCCCGUCCUGGACCAACAGUGCACUCAGCCUUCCUUGAGAAAGUAAACAGCAGGGAGCCAGGCGGCACGAGGCCCACAAGUCCUGCCCCUUGGGGAUUCUGAAGAAAGGUGAUCUGCAAACCCCAGGGCUGAGGAGUGGGGGCUAGAGGCUGGAUGUCACACUUUGUCCCGGAAGGAUUCCAGCCAUGGGGUUGGUUUUGCGAGUGCGCUGUGAGUGCUCCGUGAAGAAAUCCAAGCGGACGUUUUCUAGUAACUUUCCUUCUUUUGAUUCAAUCGCACAUUUUCUGUGUUUAGAACAACCUUGUGUUCAAAUAUCUGGAUAUUUUCUCCUCACUAUUUUUUUUUUAAAUAAAUGUUUAUAUUUCCCUGAAUUUCUCCUAAUUAAAGCCACCUACCUCCGCCAGCGUUCUCCAGGGUUCUCCCCCGGUGCUGGAGCGCAGGCCCCGCCCCCACCUCCCCCAGCAGCCUUUGCGCAGCACUUCCUAGUCCUGGGUCCUGGCCCUCCACAGGGGGCCACACUCUGUCUGCCUUGUUCUUUUUAUUUUUUUAUUUUAUUUUUUUUAAUAUACAAGAGCCAAAAACA
Camelus dromedarius (Arabian camel) is the source of this 2121-nucleotide messenger RNA. It is a transcript of the gene TMEM80, whose product is annotated as transmembrane protein 80. The record is from RefSeq and is a predicted model, not a curated record. Gene Ontology annotation, biological process: non-motile cilium assembly. The transcript is spliced from 4 exons. Gene Ontology annotation, cellular component: ciliary transition zone. Bases 133 to 1053 code for a protein of 306 amino acids. NCBI's taxonomy places the organism in Eukaryota, Metazoa, Chordata, Mammalia, Artiodactyla, Camelidae.